Messenger RNA from Heterocephalus glaber (naked mole-rat), 3358 nucleotides. It is a transcript of the gene Phf19, whose product is annotated as PHD finger protein 19. NCBI's taxonomy places the organism in Eukaryota, Metazoa, Chordata, Mammalia, Rodentia, Bathyergidae. Gene Ontology annotation, cellular component: nucleus. Gene Ontology annotation, molecular function: chromatin binding; DNA binding. Gene Ontology annotation, biological process: negative regulation of gene expression, epigenetic. The record is from RefSeq and is a predicted model, not a curated record.
CGGGCCGCGCGCAGCCGCCUCCGCCGCCGCCGCCGAUGCGCCUGGUGGCCGGACGCCAAGUGGAAGCCGCGGACGCGCAGCCUCGCGUGUCAGCGGAAGCUGAUGGAGAAUCGAGCUCUGGAUUCAGGGACUCGGGACUCCUAUGGUGCCACAAGCCACCUCCCCAACAAGGGGGCCUUGGCUAAGGCCAAGAACAACUUCAAAGAACUGAUGUCCAAGCUGACAGAGGGCCAGUAUGUGCUGUGCCGGUGGACAGAUGGACUGUAUUACCUUGGGAAGAUCAAGAGGGUCAGCAGUACUAAGCAAAGCUGCCUUGUGACUUUUGAAGAUAAUUCAAAAUACUGGGUCCUGUGGAAGGACAUACAGCAUGCUGGCGUUCCAGGGGAGGAGCCCAAGUGUAACAUCUGCCUGGGGAAAACAUCAGGACCGCUGAAUGAGAUCCUCAUCUGUGGCAAGUGUGGCCUGGGUUACCACCAGCAGUGCCACAUCCCCACAGCAGGCAGUGCCAACCAGCCUCUGCUCACACCCUGGUUCUGCCGACGCUGCAUCUUCGCACUGGCUGUGCGGAAAGGUGGCGCGCUGAAGAAGGGAGCCAUCGCCAGGACACUGCAGGCCGUGAAGAUGGUGCUGUCCUACCAGCCCGAGGAGCUCGACUGGGAUUCGCCUCACCGCACCAACCAGCAGCAAUGCUACUGCUAUUGUGGCGGACCCGGAGAAUGGUACCUGCGGAUGCUGCAAUGUUACCGGUGUAGGCAGUGGUUCCACGAGGCCUGCACACAGUGCCUCAAUGAACCUAUGAUGUUUGGAGACCGGUUCUACCUGUUCUUUUGCUCUGUGUGUAACCAGGGCCCAGAGUACAUCGAGAGGCUGCCCCUGCGAUGGGUGGAUGUGGUCCACCUGGCCCUCUACAACCUGGGAGUGCAGAGCAAGAAGAAGUACUUUGACUUCGAAGAGAUUCUGGCCUUUGUCAAUCACCACUGGGAGCUCCUGCAGCUUGGCAAGCUCACCAGCACCCCUGUGACAGAUCGAGGACCACAUCUCCUCAACGCUCUCAACAGCUACAAAAGCCGGUUCCUCUGUGGCAAGGAGAUCAAGAAGAAAAAGUGCAUUUUCCGCCUGCGCAUCCGCGUCCCACCCAACCCUCCAGGGAAGCUGCUACCUGACAAGGGCCUGGUACCAAGUGAGAAUGGUGCCUCCUCUGAGCUGCGUAAGAGAGGAAAGAGCAAGCCUGGUUUGUUGCCUCACGAAUUCCAGCAGCAGAAAAGGCGAGUUUAUAGAAGAAAAAGAUCAAAGUUUUUGCUGGAAGAUGCUAUUCCCAGUAGUGACUUCACUUCAGCCUGGAGCACCAACCAUCACCUAGCCAGCAUAUUUGACUUCACGGUGGAUGAAAUUCAGAGUUUAAAAAGUGCCAGCUCAGGCCAGACCUUCUUCUCAGAUGUGGACUCCACCGAUGCCGCCAGUACCUCUGGCUCCGCCUCCACCAGCCUCUCUUAUGACUCCAGACGGACAGUGGGCAGCCGAAAGAGAAAGCUGGCAGCCAAAGCGUACAUGCCCCUGCGGGCCAAGAGGCGGGCGGCCGAGCUGGGUGGAUGCUGUCCCUCGGACAGCAGUGCCGAGGGGGCUUCGGGCCCUGAUCGGCCAGAUGAAGGCAUCGACAGCCAUACAUUUGAAAGCAUCAGUGAAGACGACUCGUCUCUGUCCCACCUCAAGUCCUCGAUCACCAACUACUUUGGUGCAGCUGGGAGGUUGGCCUGUGGGGAGAAGUACCAGGUGUUGGCACGGAGGGUCACGCCAGAGGGCAAGGUUCAGUACCUGGUGGAAUGGGAAGGGACCACCCCUUACUGACUGCCCCUUGGGUGGAUGCCCGAAGCCCUGAAAACCAAAGGAGGGACAGUAGAAGCCAUAGGCUCCCAUUUUCCCCAGGCUGGGGCUGGGGAGGGAAGCAGGAUGGAGCUGCAAGUGCCUGGCCAAAGGCCCCGCUGCCUGCUCACCAGGCCAAGGCCAAAGCCUGCACUGCUGCUGUGACAGUUGUUCUCUGGCUUCCCUAGGCCCAUCACCCCUGUGCCUGGGUCUGAGGUCUUGCUGGCUCUUGUUUAGUGUCUACACGCUCCACACCCCUCAAACUCUUUACUGGUUCCUCCGAAUUUGUGUCCCCUUAGCUCUGUAACUCUUUCUCCUCAGGCCCAAUCUUUUUGUCCCUGAGUCUCCAUUCCUGCACCUCUCAUCCCUUUGGGUGUGUGUGUGUUUACACAUCCUCCACGUGCACACCUGACCCCUGGGCAGCAGUCCUCCUUGGAACCCCAUUAUAAGAAUGGGAGCCCAAGGGAGAAUGGCUGAAAGUGGAGCUUCUCUUCCUCCCUUUCCUGCCACUUCCUCUUGCUCCUGGAAGCGGGUGAGGGGAAAACCCAUGUGGCAGAGACACUGGGACCCAGGACCUGGGGAGUCAAGAGCUGGGUCUCUGCUGCAGAAGACAUCAGCGUCAGGCCCCAUCUCAAGGGAAACCAAAAGUGGGGGGAGGGGUGGGACCCUCAUUUUUGCUGCUUCCAGAGAUAUUAGAAACUGACUCAUUUGAUUGGAAAAUGGAAAGAAGUGCCUUGACUAGGAGUGGGGGACAGGGGCACCAGACUGAUACCAGCCUUGCCAACUGCUGCUAUGGCCUCCAGCUUGGCUGGGUUUUGCGGACCACCAGCUGGAAGGCGAAGGAAGGUAGAAGAGAAGCAGCAGCAGGACAGCAGGCCUGAGAAGCUUGUUUUUCCAUUACUAGAAUGGCCCCCCUGCCUGCCUGUGAGCACUCGGGGUCUCCGACAUAGCUUAGACAGCCUCUGCCUUAAACCUCAACUCCUACAGUGCCUUUCAAAGGGAUCUCACCUCCUGAGCAUAGCCCACUUACAUCUCUGCUUUCUUGGCACAGCCCAGGCAGGGACAAGUAGGCACUGGGCCCAGAUCUCUGCCCCACAGCUGCUGUUAGAGACCCCCAGCUGGGACCAGGUGGAAGGGGAGCUGGGAUCCAAUCUGUGGCUUCCUGCUGGCCAGUGAGCACAGCAAGCUCACAGGCCUGCUUUCAGGCUCCUGAGAAAGCCAGGAUGUGUGGGGCCUGUUUCAGCACCUUCCCUACUUGGGCUCCAGAGACUCUGGGCCUGAAGGGCAGAGGUGGAAAGGGGGGCCCACUUGGGAAGACAGCACAAGGCCUAACAAGGUCACCCGACCCCUACCCCAGCAUUUCAUUCAUACCAGAUAAUAGCUGCAUUACUGCCAACUGACCUUACAACCUUGUGCACCUUCUAAAAGAUCAUGGUUUUGAAUUGCUGCUUUUAAUAACAUUUGUUAUAUUAAAGUUAUAAUUAAUGUGUCUUGUUAA